Molecule: messenger RNA, 3429 nt
Organism: Acanthoscelides obtectus
Lineage: Eukaryota; Metazoa; Arthropoda; Insecta; Coleoptera; Chrysomelidae
Source: the annotation of a GenBank genome assembly
CUUGCUCCAUUGUUUCUUGUGCGUAAUUCCCAAAAAUACAGAAAAGCCAAACAGUUUCAUAAAAGUUUUUCCAACAAAUGUCCAAAUUUUAACCUUAAUCGCGUAUGACUUGACAUUUGGUUUUUGACAUUGCCAUUUAUUGACAGCGGGCCAAAUUGCCCCUAUUGUAUUUCAGAAUGUGUCAGGCCGGCAUCCCAGAGCCCUCAUUUGAGAGGUAAAACUACAAAACUCACCACUGUUCCAGAAUCUACGAGUUACCGCUAACCCCUAAAUAUCUCCUAUCCUGCACAGCUUCUAUCGGAGGAUCCGAAGUUUUGCCUUUUGCAUAUGUUCUUCUUAAGUCUCGUGAUAAAUCGUAAGGCCUGGCAACACCUAUUUUACGAUUUAUCCAAACGGGUACUUUCUAAUCCCCACUCUUGCACUGAUUUUAAAAUACCAAAAUAACAAACGGUUUUUUGCACUUUUAAAACCCUAGAGUUUUGUAUGAUGUUUAGUGUUGGUUCUAUCGAUCAAACUACAUUAAAUAUGCCUGACAAGAAAAUUUUGAAAACUUUGGAUCAGCUAAAGCACAGAGAAUUAACAUUAAGACUACGAGAAGAAAUUCUUAAUCAACGAGAGCAAAAGCUGGCAGAACUUGAAAUGAAAAUUACAUUGAGGGCAAAAAUGAUGGAAGAAAUGUAUCAUCAAGCUGAGAUUUACCUGAAGCAUUGCCACCAGUAUUACAAAAAGCAGCAGCAAGUAAUGAAUAGGAAAACAAAACCUAAGCCAUCAUAUGAAGACUUGGACGCAACAUAUGUGAGCUGUGGUGAUUCAGUAGUGCAAGAAACUGCUACCACCAGUAAGAAACUGGAUGUGGGUAGUAUUAUGAAGCCACAGAACUUCACCAGGACACUUUCAGAAAGGAGGAUCAGGUUCAAAGGCCACAGUCCACUGAAAGAACUAGACUUUAAUAGAAAAAAAUUGGCACCAACUGGAAAGCUUCCUCGUAAAUCGCCUAAUAAGGUGUCAAAAGCUUUAGGUAGCGGUACAAGUGAAGGAUGGGUGACAUGUUCGGAAGAGGGAAUUGAAUAUGUUGGGGAUGGUAGCAGACAAAAGGGAGAUGAAACAAUGGGAAGCAAAGCGAGCAAUACGCGACGAUCGAUCAUCUGGACACAGGAAGGCACACGGAGAGCCUUCCAACUACUUAAGAUCAUGAACAACAUGCAAAAGGAAAAUGUUCAACCCCGAUCAAGGUCAACCAGUCUCAAACAUACUCAGUUGUGACUGAGAAGGUCUUAAAAUUUUAAAUAUUUUAGAUACCACAGAAAAAGAAUCUGGGUGUGUAUGUUGUGAGGAGUUUUACUAUAAAGUAAUAUACGCAGGAAACCAAAUUUGUCUGCCGGCUUGAGUUCAAUGUGUACGAGAGAGAGAGAAGUGCAUAGACACAAACAUAUGUUAGAAAGAGAUACAAAACGGCUGGAUAGAGUUGCCUACCAAUCAAUCAAUCUGCCGCGUUCCCAAUAUGUUAUACCAGUUCCUUGAAUUAAGAUGCAUCUUGAAAAUAUGCGUUAGUUUAUUCUCUACGACCAAAUAAUGGUUUUAUUUUGAGCGUACACAUUUUUGAAUCGUGUCCGGAUCGGUAGUAACGGCGCUUCAUUUUGGGUUGAAAUGAAAGGCAAGAUCGCUACAAAUUUUGCUUCGCUUGGCAAUACCGCAUCUCGUACAUUUUGAAGCAAGAUUUCGAAAGGUUUCCCCUGCGUACACGCAGGGAUGAGAAAAUUUGUAUUAAUGGUAUUUUUUAUAUUGUAUCACCAUCAGUGGAAAUGAAAGAUAAAAUAAUUAAAACACUAAGUCGCAUCAAAAUUGAAAUAAAUAACUAAUCAAAAUAAAAACGAAAUAUUAAAUUAAUCGUUCGAAUCUCUUUGGGUUCGACAGCAACCUAACCUAUUAAUGAGCCUGGGCGAACAUUUUCUGGUGUAAUAUAUUGGCAACGCGGCAGAUUGCACGACCUUCCGCGUCACCGUUGCUAGGCAAUGUGGGGAUGACAUUCGCUCUUCAGCAGGCUUCUAUCUCUUUCUAACAUGUGUUGAUACACACUUCUCGCGCUUCUCUCUCGUACACAUUGAACUCAAGCCGUGAGAAAAAUUUGGUUUUCGCUGUGUAUAUGAAAGCAAUGCAUUUUAUAAGAUAUAUAGCUUUACAUAAAAUGAUGUGUUUAAUAAGGUUACUGCUGAUUCAAGAAUAUAAUAAUAAAAGUGAUAUUUUUAUAUUUACAUUUUUAUGCAUACAUUUUGUUGUUUUAGUGUGCAAUAUUGAUUAUACAAUGAUGAAUUUAUUUAGUUGAUAGUUCCUAUCCUAUAUGUUUCCACUAGAAAUAAGGUUGUGUGCCAUUGUAAAAUAAAAAUAUACAAAUAAUACCGUUUCAGGUAUUACUUGUAUAUUUUUAUGGUUAACAGUAUUAUUUUUUACGCAUAAGCAAAUAUUUUUAUAAAAUCUUAUUUUAUAUAUCUAUACCUCAAAGCCAGACUACUUUUUACCUCAAAAGAGUUUUAAACGACAUGUUGAGUCCAUGAUAAUAUUUUGAAUAUUCAUUUUGUGUGGCUCAACAUGAAUUUAUUAAGUCCCUUAUUAUUACAGGUAGGCGGAUGCUGCAAGUAGCAAAUGAAAAUGCAUAAUAUCAUCAUGAACCUGACAUAUAAAACUCAUUUACACCCUAUUUCACUAGUAGCAAGUGACAUUUUGGUGUUAGUCUGCGACAUUGGCAAUAAUGAAUCGGGUGUAAAUCUAGUAAAACUUGUUUGUAGCGUUUUGUUUUUUGUAUUCAAAUGAACUUUUCUAAAUGAAAGAGCUGUUAGCAAGCACAAAAUGAAUAUGUAGCGCACAAAAAAUACGGUUCUGUCCACAGAUCUGACUUUGACGGGUCCCUCAGAAUUUUGUGUCCUAUGCCGAUAUGGGGAAUUUUGAAAUAUUACUAGAUAAUCAGCUGUCAUUCUGCCGUUAUUUGAUACUCGCGAAAAAGACUAUACAAAUAUAUUCAAUACGUUUUGUGCGUUAUGACGUCCACUUGACGUCUAUACCCUAUUUCAGUAUUUCACGAGUAUCCAACACGCUUUGAAGCCCAUUGAGGUGAACAGCUUAUCCGCAAGUGACAUUUUUGUGUCUCCGCAAGUGACAUUUUUGUGUCUCCGCAAGUGACAUUUUUGUGUCUGCAACGUUUGCAAUAAUGACGGGUAUAAAUCUAGUAAAACUUGUUUGUGGCGUUUUGUUUUUUGUAUGCGAACAAAAUACAGCUUUGACUACCUAUAAUAUUACUAGAUAAUCAGCUGUCAUUAUACCGUGAUGGAUACUCUCGUGAAAUAUGGUAUAUAGGUCUUGAUAGUCUGGCUAUGAGAUGCAGAGUGUGAGGUUAUCGUGUAUACGCAUAUUAUUAAAUAAAAGCUACUCUUUACA